This is a messenger RNA of Owenia fusiformis, 1412 nucleotides long. Lineage: Eukaryota; Metazoa; Annelida; Polychaeta; Sabellida; Oweniidae. The record is from the annotation of a GenBank genome assembly.
GUUCAACAAAAAUUAUGUCAUUCAGAUUCUCUUUAUUCGUAUUAUCCUUUUUCAUGGAUAUUUCCAAAACAUUUUUGCUUUAUUCAAGGAAAUACAGAGGAAUUGACUUCUUUUUGAGAAACUGAUCCGUGAGGAUAUAAUCUCUUGAAGAAUAUAUAUACUAAAGCACCAUUUCAAAAUGUUUCAUGAGAAUCACUUUAAAAUAUUAUUUGGAAUGAAAGGGAACACAUUUUGAUUGCUUGAAAUUUUCUCUACUCUCUUUUAUGCUGCCUUUAAUUCAACUCAAAUGUUCAUUUUAAUCAAAACAAUAAUCAAAAGUGAAAAUGUAAUUAGGCCAUCACUAUUUCAGUGCAUGUAACCAGCAGUUCAAAUAAGUACAGGGUGUUCAUAAGCUUCAAGAAUUUGAUGAACUCCCUGUUUAUGUGCAAAUACAUGUAAUUAUCUGAUUAUAGUCUUACAGUUCAGUGGUGUACAUGUAAUUGUGUCUAAAUAUCAUAAAAUAUUCAAGCAUUUGGUUUAUUUAAAACAUUUUGGAAAAACAGACUGCAUUUUCACUUGGGAAGUCUUCAUAAAGAGAUUCAUUAAUGUUAAGUGUUCCAUUGACACAUUUUACAAUAAAUGCAUAUGUACUUUACAAGAAUGUAUUUGUACUGUACAAGAAUGUAAAUGUGCUGUACAAGAAUGAAUAUGUACAUGUACUGUAUAAGAAUGUAUAUGUACUAUACAAGAACGUAUAUGUACUCUACAAGAAUACAUGUAUCUAUGUUUUGUACAAGAAUGUAUAUGUACUGUACAAGAGUGUAUAUGCCCUGUACAAGAAUGUAUAUGUACUGUACAAGAAUAUAUAUGUACUGUACAAGAAUGUAUAUGUCCUGUACAAUAAUGUAUAUGCACUGUACAAGAAUAUAUAUGUACUGUACAAGAAUGUAUAUGUCCUGUACAAUAAUGUAUAUGCACUGUACAAGAAUAUAUAUGUACUGUACAAGAAUGCAUAUGUCCUAUACAAGAAUAUCUAUGUUCUGUACAAUAAUGUAUAUAUUCUGAACAAGAAUGUAUAUCGACUGUACAAGAAUGUACUUCUACUGUACAUGAAUGUAUAUCGACGGUAUAAGAAUGUAUAUGUACUGUACAAUAAUGUAUAUGUACUGUGCAAGAAUGUAUAUGCACUGUACAAGAAUGUAUAUGUGCUGUACAAAAAUGUAUAUGUUCUGUACAAUAAUGUAUAUGCACUGUAAAAGAAUAUAUAUUGUACUGUACAAAAAUGUACAAGUAUAUGUUCAGUACAAGAAUGUUUAUGUUCUGUACAAGAAUGCAUAUCAUCUGUACAAGAAAGUAUGUUAUGUACAAUAAUGUACAUCUUCUGUACAAGAAUGCAUAUCAUCUGUACAAGAAAGUAUGUUAUGUACAAUAAU